AUGUCAAACCCUCCCAGGCCCGCCUCCCUAGGCGCCGUCACUGUAUGGCCCCUCUCCGAUCCAGCUCCGACGUCCCGUCUACUACCCUGUGAAGAAGUUCGUCCUCUUCUUCCAGUCUCAAUGGUGAAAGCUCCGCCUCAGCCGCGUUCAAGACCUCCGCCAGAUCCACCACCGUGUAAGCUGUCUGCACCGUUCGAGUCUGUCACUCCAAGCGAGCCGCCUGAUCCCCCAGACCCUCCAGAUGCAGUCGUCAUCCUCUCUUGUCUCCCCUUCGUCGAUGAACCCCUAUACACCUCUCCUCAUAUGGUCACAAAAGUUGUAGAUCUGGAGUCCACCGUCUCAGAUAUGGAGGCUGAAACUACUGGUGGUGCCUUCCUUGGUGUGUCCAAGAGGCAAGUUCUCUUCUGCGCCAUACGUUCACCGGACUCCGGCGUCUUCAACCUAUCUCUUCCGUCGCAUGAUGUAGCUGUCUCAAGCUCUCCAAGCUUUCGAAUUGUGAAAACCGGUUCUGAACCUUGCUCUGUUUUUAAAAAUCAACUUCUCAGAGUCUUCACCGGUUGGUUCCCUCCAUUGUAUCUCUCCCCUCUUCUGUACAUCGGAAGAUCCAAGCCUAGUACUUCAUUUUCUCCAAUCUUUUGGGUUCGUAUGGAAACCAACCAUUACGGACUUAGGCUUGUGCCCAGAAGAAGUGUAUGGCUCCAGCCUUACCAUGUUUGUGGCAAUUAUCUCAGCCUGACCACUACACAACACAACAAUUUCACUGAGCUCAGUUUCACAAGUUCUGUACUUCAAGGUACUUGGUCUUUCAUGGUUAGCUUGAUAAAGAAUGAUGAAAAGCGGCUAGGUUUAGUUUCCACAGAUCUUUGGACCCAACACGGUAAUGUUGGAGGAUGGAGUCCCUGUUUGAACUCAACCACCGCCUACCCAUCACAUAUCAUCAAGUUUAUUUCUCAAGGAUGUGAAGUCAAGGUCAGCCAUUUUUCAACCAAGCCAAGAACUGUGACAGAGAAUCUUGUUUUUAUGGAAUCAACAUCCUAUGCUCAUUCCAACGAGUGUUCUAGAACCAAAACUCAAGGCAAAUUUCUCUCUCACCAAGGCACCUUAGUGGAUUUUCCAUCCCCGCUCUCAAACCAAGACAGCAUACAUCGGUCAUCAUCGUCUAGCCUUAGUCGCGCGUAUGCAACUGUCUCACUGUCUUUCUUGCUGUACAAUAUGAUCUCUGGCCCAGUUGAGAUUCACCUAGUCUCCCGGAUUAUCAUCAUCAAUAUUGAAGCUGUAUUUAGCUUUUCAAGGAGCAUAGCCAAAGCCUGGAUCUUCACGGGACAGUCCGGAACAAGCAAAACUCGAGGAUCAACCACGCAUGACACUGGAUCAUGUGUAACCACCCCUGCUAUGGGCUAG
Molecule: messenger RNA, 1401 nt
Organism: Eruca vesicaria subsp. sativa (arugula)
Lineage: Eukaryota; Viridiplantae; Streptophyta; Magnoliopsida; Brassicales; Brassicaceae
Source: the annotation of a GenBank genome assembly